AACACCAACCCGAAGACUCUGCGAGCAGCACAAAACAGCAGAAGUAAAACCUCAUCAAGCACGGCAUAUGGUCACGCACCAGGCGCUUUGGGUCUGCAUGGAUGGCAACCACCCCAGGCCCACCUAUUUGUCUCGGCUCCAGCUUCUGCGAGCAGCUUUUCUCCAAUCAUUACUCAAUCGUCACAUGCCAAUAUAUCGCCUACGAGUAUUUCUGGUCAGACCGGGUAUAUCAUCGGCUCUCCUGAAGCACGUUUGUCGAACAAAACGUCAAGCUCGGCUCUGAAGGUUCGUAAGACACGUGAAAAUCUCCGAACUGGAUUCAUCAACGAUGCCGCCUCUACGGGCGAAUACUCUGUGCCUGAUUCUGCCCAUAGCAAGCAUUCUAGUGCCCUGAUACUUCGAGAGAUUCAGAACACCGUACACGAUGAGGCUAUCAGACCUUCAUCGAGAAGCAACCGCUUCAGUUGGGAGUCUAACAGCGCCCAUCUUACAACAGUCAUCGAACGAUCUCCAACCAAGCGGACAUCAUCUCAGUCCGACAAGAAUGAGUCAAAAUCUGCUCCCUCACUGUCUCGCAAGUUGUCUGUGCGUAAGAGAGUAGUCUCAAAAGUCAAGGAGGGUCUUCUCAGUCGAUCCAAAAGUUCUUCCAAAGUGCCACUGAGAAAUAAUAACGACGUUGCCGUCAGUCGGACUGCUUCAGAGCAUGAGAGGUUUGCACAGACUAUGGCCGACGAGAAUUCUCAAAACAUGAAAGAUGAUCAUACAGUUGCAUCACAUAUUGUGGCCUUUGACUCGGUCCAGAGUCUUGUCUCAGUGGACUCACCUAAAGGAGACUUUGGCCCGACACUCACUACCUUGCCUCCGCCUAACCUCAAGACCAAAAGCAUUCUCCUUGGAAGUGACGGCAGUUAUCCAAGUCCAUCACAAGAGGCAGAGCCAAGUCCUUCGCCAUCUCCAGAAAAGACACCUCGCCCAGAAAGAGUCACUCAAUCAUCUGCACUCCACUUCGACAGCACACGCAAAUUCUUAUCAAUGCUUCACAUCAAGCUUCGUGUCACGCCUGCAUGGGCAACUCUAGACCUAGCCGACGAGGCGACGGUAUGGGCGAUGAUCAAGGCUGAAGCAAGCGUUUCAAGCGAUCCACCAUCUACAAGUGGUACAAACGAUAUGAGAUCCUCGGCAUGUCCUGAUUAUUCCGGCAAAACUCAAAAGCCUCUCAAUAUUAUUGUUAUCAUUGACAACUCGUUUGUGCUCUCCACAUCUUCACUCACUUUUACCCGGCACAUUUGCAGUUUGCUACGAGACCAGCGAGAUCGUCUGGCAGUGUUCUGCACGUCCUGCUCCCACGAAUCGCAAUGCUCGGAUAUCAGGUCAGGCUGUCAGCUUCAUCGUCUGCAGAGGCCGGAUGCAUCAUCCCUCUUGAUCGAAGUGGCAAAGCUAGACUCUGGCACGGCAAUGUCACAGCCCUCGGCCGCAAUGGUGUCUGGCAUGAUGCAGGAAGCUGUAGCGUCUGUGGUCGAGGUAGUAGAGGACUCAAUCGUUACAGUCACACAUGCGCUUGUAUUGUCUCCAGUCCCGCACAGAUGUGCAUCACUCCUUCGCGAGUUGGUGUCGUGGCCAAUCCACCAAGUUCAAGUCGGCUAUACCUACGAACCACCAUCUCCUCGCGACCAAGUCCGGACAGGCGGAUGGCGUUUCGAGUGGGAAGAAGCUCAACAGACUGUCCUAGAAGCUCUUGUCCAGUCGGCGCGUGAAGAAUCUCACGCCCAAGAACUUUCACACGUCAGAGUGUCUAUCAACUCAACCGAGCCAUGUCGCGUGGAAAAACUCCUCACACCUNNCCCCCGGAAGGCAACACUACAUCCAGGUCAAUGUACCACUCUAUUCGCGAAGGUGCGCGUACCUUCGCUCGAGGCUCAACGAAGUGCAGAUCCAGCCUCGCUAGAAGGCCUCUUAAGUGAGCUUCACGAGACACUCGGAAUAGUCGGGAGUGAGUUGUUCAAGGCGGAUGUGCGGUACAGACAUUCUCUCCUUCCUCGGGAUACAGAACUACGGACUGAGCAGGCAUGUGAGUUGAUCCGCACGAACAGGAACAGCCAAUGGAGCAUGGACCAUCAAGAGGAAGACAGGGAUGACGUGGAGAUUGAGAUAGAGAAGGCCAAGUUUGCUGCAAGAAACUAUCCCCCGGAUGUCGCGAUCAGGAUCUUGCACAGGAAGUUUGGCAAAUUCUGGUCCGGCAACGACGGGCCACCAGUUUUGCGUCGCUUGCGCGAAGAACUCGAGUUCCAACAAGGAGUGUUGACCGAAAAAUCUAAGAGUGUAGUACAGUCGUCUAGGACAGCCACACAGCAUCGAGAUCCGAAAAGCACACGCCGAACCACGUUGCCUCUUGCCGACGCCGAAGCUCUGCAGGUUUACAAUACCGCCCCCUCUACGCCAACACCCGAGGAAGGUAAUACAAACAUGGGCAUGCCUGCCGAUGAACACCACUUUGAACACGGACAGAGGCCGGACAGUCUCGUGAUACAAGAUGAAGCUCGGCGGAUCUGGCGGCACAUGCGACGCAACAGCCGGACCACGUCAGGNGUCGCAAGCGCAUCCGGUGCAAGUAGCCGUGCCGGAUCAGGAGUACUACAGCAAGAGCAAACCCUUCAGCAGCGCGGAUCACAGGAGAGCAUUGUGGACCGGAUGGCCGCGGCGGACACUCGCGUCAACGAGAUUCGCCUCAAAGCCAUUCAAAACAAACGUAGCGUCGGUGCUGAGACGUUGCGAGACUUCAGCAUGAUGCAGCAGCGUGACGAUGGAAGACUGGAUGAGUUGCAACACGAGGCUUGUAUGCCUUGGCUGUAG
Messenger RNA from Aureobasidium vineae, 2850 nucleotides. NCBI's taxonomy places the organism in Eukaryota, Fungi, Ascomycota, Dothideomycetes, Dothideales, Saccotheciaceae. The record is from the annotation of a GenBank genome assembly.